Molecule: messenger RNA, 1154 nt
Organism: Doryrhamphus excisus (bluestripe pipefish)
Lineage: Eukaryota; Metazoa; Chordata; Actinopteri; Syngnathiformes; Syngnathidae
Gene: mrpl54
Product: mitochondrial ribosomal protein L54
Cellular component (GO): mitochondrial large ribosomal subunit
Molecular function (GO): structural constituent of ribosome
Source: RefSeq, a predicted model, not a curated record
UGCUGGGAAGAGAAACCCGACAACCCGGAACCGGAAGUUAAACUCUGAAUGUCAAAUGUAGCAUGGACAAUCGCAGUUCGUAAGUCAAUGUAAAAAAUGUCCAGCUACUCUUUGUUUGGGGUUUCUUUAUUAACAAAACACAUAGCAAACAGUGUGCUACUAACGCUACGUAAGAAUAACCUAUGCAACAGAUUCCAAGCGUGCGGCUAUGCGAAAAAAGCAGCGGCCAAAGGCAAAGGAAAAGGUUUUGUGAAAGAGGAGCUGAAAGGUCCAGAGGUGUGCAGAGAUCCAGUCAGACUGACCACGUAUGCGGUGGGGGCCAACAUCUACAAACAAGGAGAAGACCCCAAACUGAAGCCGCCUGAAGAGUACCCAGACUGGCUCUUCCACUUGAACCUGGGUCCACCCCCUGCGCUUCACGAACUGGAGGAAGAGAGCUGGGAAUACUGGAAGCGUCUCCGAAAAGAAAACAUUUGGCGUCACAACAGAUUAAGCAAAGGAAAGAAGUUUUAGAGUGUCAUCCACUGGACUGGAUGGGACGGUCCCGGACAACCACCACCGUGGUUCUGCAUGGUCUUGCUGAAGAAACUGUUGAUUUGUUGACAAUGAUGGCUUGUUCUUCAGCCCAUGUGUAUGCUGGCAGAUUACAUGUUUUCUUUUGACCCUCUCUGAUUAAAGCAUCCCUCAAUAACUUUCCCUCAUUGUUUCACUCGAUUUUGCUUUAGUUUGGUCUGAUCUUUCUCAGGACCAGGGGUGCAAACCUACUGCAAGCUGGCGACACAAGAGCACGCCAAUGUUUGACCGUGAUUGUGGGACGUCCGCUGAUAAUUAAGGAUCAACCGAUACAUCAGCCGGCCGAUAUAUCGGGCCGAUAUUUGCGCUCCGAGCACGCAAGCACACACACAGAGAAGGAAUUGGAGCAGCCGUGUCUGCUUAUGAGAGGUCUUUAGCGUGCACAACACGAACUUUAAUGAGAAAUGUUUUAUAUAUCGUACUAAAUUGUGUCAGUGUGAUGUGUUUAUGUGUGUGGAGGCGGAGGAGCAGUUAUCACAUUGAUGUUAGAUAAAACUUAAACUACGACAGAAAUGUUUUGCACAUGGUUGAAUAUUUAGUCCUUUUAAAGUUGAUAAUGCCGUUUAAAUGUGUGUUUAAGA